This is a messenger RNA of Anopheles coluzzii, 3231 nucleotides long. Its product is annotated as retinol dehydrogenase 13-like. The record is from RefSeq and is a predicted model, not a curated record. The coding region runs from base 255 to 1247 and encodes 330 amino acids. NCBI's taxonomy places the organism in Eukaryota, Metazoa, Arthropoda, Insecta, Diptera, Culicidae. The transcript is spliced from 3 exons.
UGAUAUUGCUGCCAACGUCCAGUUUGAAAUAUUCAUCUACGCCUCUGACACGUGCUGUCACAUUCGUUAAGUUGAUUUAACGAACGAAACACCGCUGGAAGCACUGGACCACGAAAUUCCGGGAUGUAAACAAAAAAGAAUCGAUUUUUACCAGCAGCAACUCCGCGAACAUUUCCAAAAGUUACGAUCGGCUAAAGAUGAAUUAAAACCUGAACGUCGUUGCCCGGUACGCGAACCACUGAAACGGUGCAAGAAUGUCGAUCUUUCGUAAUAAAAUAAUUUUAGUGAGCAGUGCGAUAGGCACACUUAUCGGUGGCACCGUUCUGUUGAAGGAUCGUAUGCAAGGUGCCAGCUUCGAGAAGAAUGUGCGAGCCGACGGGAAGGUGGUCAUCAUUACCGGGGCCAACACCGGCAUCGGGAAGGAAACGGCCCACGCACUGGCCCGCCGUGGCGCGCACGUUUACAUGGCCUGCCGGGAUAUGGUGAAGUGCGAGGAGGCCCGGAAGGACAUUGUGCUGGAUACGCGAAACCCGCAGGUGUACUGCCGCGAGUGUGAUCUGGCCUCGAUGCAAUCGAUCCGUCAGUUUGUGAAACAAUUCAAAGCGGAACAGCAACGGUUGGACAUUCUCAUCAACAAUGCGGGUGUGAUGCGCUGCCCCCGCACGCUCACCAAAGAGGGCAUCGAGCUGCAGCUGGGCGUGAACCAUAUGGGCCACUUUCUGCUUACCCAUCUGCUGCUCGAUACGCUGAAGCUGAGUGCCCCGAGCCGCAUCGUGGUGGUGUCCAGCUUGGCGCACACCCGCGGCCAGAUUGCGCUGGACGAUUUGAACAGCGCGAAAGCGUACGACGAGGCGAAGGCGUACGAGCAGAGCAAGCUGGCGAACGUGCUGUUCACGCGCGAGCUGGCCCGCCGGCUGGAGGGCACGGGCGUGACGGUGAAUGCGCUCCAUCCGGGCAUCGUCGAUACGGAGCUGAUGCGCCAUAUGGGCAUCUUUAACAGCUGGUUCUCGGGGCUGUUUGUGCGACCGUUCGUGUGGCCGUUCCUGAAAUCGCCCCUGUACGGUGCGCAAACAACGCUGUACGCGGCACUCGAUCCGGACCUGGAGAAGGUUAGCGGGCAGUACUUUAGCGAUUGUGCGCCGAAGGAGGUGGCCGAGCAGGCGAAGGAUGACCGGGUGGCCAAGUGGCUGUGGGCGGUGAGCGAAAAGUGGACCGGCACACUGACCGGUACGGCGGCCGUUUCCUGACAGCGGAUACUGCGUAUGAAUAACAAUAAGGAUAUUGUUAUUUUUACGACCGAUCAGCAAACAGCAGCCGGCAAUACGUCCCAAACGGCAACCGACCGACCGAGCGGAAUGGCAUCGGGAUAGGGGAAUCGUACGCACACACCAUUGUACACAUCGCACAGAAUGUAAUCUAGUCACCGUUGGUCGUUGCUAACGCUGUCUUUAUUUGCUAGUAAAAAAAAAAAAAAAAAAAAAAACAAACAAAAAUCCCUUCAAACCGAGCAUUUGCACAAUUUUCGCAAUAUUUCAAGAUCGUAUUUAAUAGAUGGCAGGAGCCGCUUUUGCAUAGCGAUACAGUGUGGAAUAAAUAGGUUACACAAAAAGUGAGGUUAACUAUUUGAUUACAUUCCUCUUUGUUUCGCGCGAACAAAAACCCCUACGAAGGGGGCGAAGAAAUGUCGACGGCUGCAGUAGUGAUGCAAUGUUAUAUCACACACAAAACCCACUAGGGUGGGGGGUUGGGGUGAGUUUUUUCCCUUCCUUAUCCAACGAGCAGGCAGGGUGAAGAAGGGGCUGGGGGGGAACAGGGGAGGUGGACCUUCGUGCAUUCGUCAUGCGAUCAAAACACUUCACUGCACGAUGACGAAGCGCAAACGAACACACAAACAUACGCGCAGCAGUGUACUAACGAGCACAUUUCUUUUGCGUGUUUUUUUGCUACAUGAAAUUUUAUUUCGCUUCCUUCUUUAUGAAACACGUACAGGGGGGAAUUUAGUUUCGAAUGUGUGGUACACUAUUUUACAUUACCGAGCGCACAUUACCUUUGCUGCAGGAAGCGGGUUGGUUGGAUGGAGUGUGGGUAAAUUUGAAAAUGAACUAUUUUAAACGAAAAUUUUUGAGGCUCACCCGAAACGGGGCGUAAAAACUAAUCCACACUUGGCGGGGGUAGGUAGAAAGGGAGCGAGUGGACAGACACAGCCCUGCACGGCGUCAGAUGAGCGCGAAGGUCAAGGUCGGCGAAGAGAUGGAGUAUAAAUAAUUCCCGGAAGCGUAGCACCUACGAUUCCUUUCUGGCUCAUACGGUUCAUCAUAGCCUACUCACGCGUCAAAGUUAAGGAAUGGUGUUGCGAGGGGUGCCCUGUCUUCAGCUCUAGUGCCGUAGUGUUAGAGAGUAAAGCGUAUAUAUUGUGCCUGUGUGUGUGUUUACUUGCGAGUAGAGAGGUUAGGGUAACGGUACUUCCGCCGUACGGUGCGCCACCAUCUUAAGGGCAAGAUUAGUUAUAUGUAGUCAAGUUUCCCUGUUUACAGCGACUUCAACUAAUAAAUCGCCUUUAAAGUGGCUUAAAAAAGCGAAGCUAAUCCUACCUUGACCGUCCUCUCCUGCCUUCCCGAUCGACCUCUGCUCCUCCUAAAUAUAUCACCACAUCCACACUAAAGCGUUCAAUUUCCUUCAAUUCUCUCGGGGGCUGGGUUGUAAGGGUUGUUCUCAUUUGCUUUGCAGAGUAAGUGAAUUUGCACAACGCAGUCAGGGGGGUUUUGUUUCGUUUCUUUUGGGGUUGAGAGUUUUCAGCCUGCCGGUAGUGUUUCUUGUUUGUGUGUUUAACCUUUCAUCCAGAUUGAUGUGCUAAUAAUUUAUUAUGCUUCAUUCCGCGAAAAAUGGGAAUACGUGCGCGCGCGUACGUACCCGUAGGUUGCGCGAUUUGUUCCCCCCCUUUCCCUCUCAAGUUGUUCUGUACCGUUGGUAUAAUUUCUGUUCCACUCCUGUCUGCGCUGCUUGUCUUGCCUUGGUUUGUGUAGUCGUGUGAUUUUACAGCUGCUCUCCCCUUGCUGGACAGUGAGCUGACAAUUUGUUUCCUAUGUUUGCUCCACACAGCUUGCUGCGCUCCCUACUGUACCACAGUCGCUCGUGCUCUCUCUUUCCUCUUCUUCCGUAAACUACGUCGCUGGGACGCCCGCGUGUGCUUGUUGUUGAUGUUGAGGAGUGAAGGAGGUUGGUGGUGGUGGU